Messenger RNA from Salarias fasciatus (jewelled blenny), 5092 nucleotides. RefSeq lists its product as uncharacterized. The coding region runs from base 40 to 3414 and encodes 1124 amino acids. Lineage: Eukaryota; Metazoa; Chordata; Actinopteri; Blenniiformes; Blenniidae. The record is from RefSeq and is a predicted model, not a curated record. Gene Ontology annotation, molecular function: GTP binding. The transcript has 6 exons.
UGUGACUGCAGUGAAGCAUCAGGACAUCACCUCAACACCAUGGCAUCCAUCAGUAACGUCUCAUCCAAAUACCAAGACCUGCUCUCCAGAAGCAUCCUGAUCUCAGAAGGACGUCCCAAAAUCUACCAGUUGAAACCCACAGAGGAGAAGAUUGGCACUGUGACCAGAAUGACUGUUGGAGAGAAAAACCAGGACAGGCCCAAUAAAACCGUCCUGCUGGUUGGUGAAAUAAGAACUGGAAAGUCUUCACUGGUCAAUGUUCUGUUCAACCACAUGAUGGGAGUGACCUGGGAGGAUGAAGUCUGGUUCCAGCUGGUGGAGGAGGAGGAGAACUCUAAUCAGACUGAGAGUCAGACCUCAGAUGUUGUGGUGUACCAGAUCUUUGGUUAUGAAGGUAACGCUCCACCCUACUCUCUGACCAUCAUUGAUACUCCUGGAUUUGGAGACACCAGAGUGAUUGAACGUGACGCCAUGAUCAGUGAAAGACUGCUGGACCUGUUUGGAGCAGAGGGCGGCGUGCUCAGUGUUCAUGCUGUGGGUCUGGUGAUGAAGUCAAGUGACAAUCAUCUGAGUGACCGACUGUUGUACGCCUUCAACUCAGUGAUGUCUCUGUUUGGAAAAGACAUGGAGAGAAACAUUGUGGCUCUGAUGACUCAGUCAGAUGGACUCACACCUCAAAAUGCUCUGAAGGCUCUUGAAGGAGCCAAAAUCAAAUGUGCAGUUAACAAGAUGAACCAGCCGACUCACUUCCUGUUUAACAACCUGCAGAAAAAGGAGAGAACAGAGGAAGAAGAAUUCAUUUUGGAACAUGCAUGGAAAAUCACCAAGAGAGGGAUGAACCAGUUCACUGCCUUCUUAGAUGAAGUAACUCCUCAGCAGCCUGACUGCAGUGAAGCUUCAGGACAUCACCUCAGCACCAUGGCAUCCAUCAAUAACGUCUCAUCCAAAUACCAAGACCUGGUCUCCAGAAGCACCCUGAUCUCAGGAGGAUGUCCCAAAAUCUACCAGUUGAAACCCAGGAAGGAGAAGAUUGGCACUGUGGCCAGAAUGACUGUUGGAGAGAAAAACCUGAACAGGCCCAAUAAAACCGUCCUGCUGGUUGGUGAAAUAAGAACUGGAAAGUCUUCACUGAUCAAUGCUCUGUUCAACCACAUGAUGGGAGUGACCUGGGAGGAUGAAGUCUGGUUCCAGCUGGUGAAGGAGGAGGAGAACUCUAAUCAGACUGAGAGUCAGACCUCAGAUGUUAUGGUGUACCAGAUCUUUGGUUAUGAAGGUAACGCUCCACCCUACUCUCUGACCAUCAUUGAUACUCCUGGAUUUGGAGACACCAGAGUGAUUGAACGUGACGCCAUGAUCUGUGAAAGACUGCUGGGCCUGUUUCGAGCAGAGGACGGCGUGUGCAGCGUUCAUGCUGUGGGUCUGGUGUUGAAGUCAAGUGAGAAUCGUCUGAGUGACCGUCUGCUGUACGCCUUCAACUCAGUGAUGUCUCUGUUUGGAAAAGACAUGGAGAGAAACAUUGUGGCUCUGAUGACUCAGUCAGAUGGACUCACACCUCAAAAUGCUCUGAAGGCUCUUGAAGCAGCCAAAAUCAAAUGUGUCAGAAAUAAGAAGAAGCAGCCCACUCACUUCCUGUUUAACAACCUGCAGAAAACAGAGAGAACAGAGGAAGAAGAAUUCAUUUUGGAACAUGCAUGGAAAAUCUCCAAGAGAGGGAUGGACCAGUUCACUGCCUUCUUAGAUGAAACAACUCCUCAGCAGUGUGACUGCAGUGAAGCAUCAGGACAUCACCUCAACACCAUGGCAUCCAUCAGCAACGUCUCAACCAAAUAUAAAGACCUGGUCUCCAGAAGCAUCCUGAUCUCAGGAGGAUGUCCUAAAAUCUACCAGUUGACACCCAGGAAGGAGGAGUCUGGCACUGUGACCAGAAUGACUGUUGGAGAGAAAAACCUGAACAUCCCCAAUAAAACCGUCCUGCUGGUUGGUGAAAUAAGAACUGGGAAGUCUUCACUGGUCAAAUCUCUGUUCAACCACAUGAUGGGAGUGACCUGGGAGGAAGAAGUCUGGUUCCAGCUGGUGGAGGAGGAGGAGAACUCUGAUCAGAGUGAGAGUCAGACCUCAGAUGUUAUGGUGUACCAGAUCUUUGGUUACCAAGGUAACGCUCCACCCUACUCUCUGACCAUCAUUGAUACUCCUGGAUUUGGAGACAUCAGAGGGAUUAAACAUGACGCCAUGAUCAGUGAAAGACUGCUGGACCUGUUUCGAGCAGACGACGGUGUGCGCAGUGUUCAUGCUGUGGGUCUGGUGGUGAAGUCAAGUGAGAAUCGUCUGAGUGACCGACUGUCGUACGCCUUCAACUCAGUGAUGUCUCUGUUUGGAAAAGACAUGGAGAGAAACAUUGUGGCUCUGAUGACCCAUUCAGAUGGACUCACACCUCAAAAUGCUCUGAAGGCUCUCAAUAAAGCCAAAAUCAAAUUUGGGAGAAACAAGAAGAACCAGCCGACUCACUUCCUGUUUAACAACCUGCAGAAGAAGGAGAGAACAGAUGAAGAUGAAUGCAGUUUGAAGUAUGCAUGGGAAACCUCCGAGAUAGGAAUGAACCAGUUCACUGCUUUCUUAGAUGAAGUAACUCCUCAGGUAAUGAAUGAAACUGUCGAAGUCCUGAAUGAACGUGUUCGUCUGGCAGCCUGCAUCCAAAACCUGCGGGAGAGGAUUGAUCUGAUAGAGAAGAAGAGAAGAGAGAUCCAGCAGAAAGAGGAAGCUGUGAGAGAAUGUAAUGAAAUGAUGAGAGAGAAUAAGAAAUACAGCGGUCAUGGAGAGGUGUCAUACAAAAAAAGAAAAGAGUUAUCUACUGGAGGCGUGGGCUUCUUCAAGUAUUCAGGAGCUGUCUGCUGCACUUCCUGUGAGGAGAACUGUCACUAUCCAUGCUCUGUGUCCUGGACUGCAGGAUGGUGUGAGGUGAUGAGAGGUGGCCGCUGUACUGUUUGCAGUGGGAAGUGUCCUGCAUCGUCUCAUGUCAAAGACAAAUGGAUAUAUGUCACUGAGUCAAAGAUAGUUCCAUAUACUAACACAGAGAUGAAAGAGGAGUAUGAGAGGUACAAGUUGGCCGGAGAUCAAGAAGAAGCCCUGCUGGAGAAUCUGAAAGACCAGGAGAAGGAGAUGAUGGAGGAGGAGAGGCCACUGCUGGAUGAAGCCUACCAACAUGUGAUCAGUCUGGAGAGCAUCGCCCUCAACGUCGACUCAGUGUCCACCUACGUCCACUAUGACUUCCUGAUCAAGAAAAUGUCAGAGAGAGGAGACCAGGAGAAGGUCGAGAAGCUGAACGAGAUGAAAUAUAAAGCGGACGAACAAACCAAGUCAGGAGCAUCAUAUCUGUACAAUAAAAUGCAGGAAUGGAAAGACCGGGUCAUGAAGUAAAAGUAAGAGCUGAACGUCCUGGUGUUCAAUUUACUGGACAAGCGUGUGAUUUCCCAGUCAAAUAUUAUCUGGAUUUAUUGAGCUUAAAUGCUGCAAAGUACUGUAUUACUCCCGGGGGGGGGGGGGGGGGGGGGUGUCAAACAGCGGAGUCCCGGACAGCUCCCCAAUAAUGACGGUUAGGAUCCGCACCUGGACAGUGACGAUGACAUUUGGGCUAUCACCCUUUCUCCUCUGAACUAUUUUGUUUCGUAAAAAAGUCUUUAAUUUUCGCCUGUUUCAACAUGUGUCUCCCGCUGUAUUGUUGUUGUGCUGCGCGCUUUGUCGAGGUAAUGAAACAUGUGCUACAACUUUAGUUCCACAUGAAAAAAAGUUUUGUUCCACAUAAACCAUGGCUAUUCAUAAAAGAUCAGAUUCAGGGUUUUAUUGUUGUUGUUUUUUGAUAAAAUGAUGUGGAAAUUGCCUUUUUUAAUUUAAACUUUGCUUGGAGGGAAUAUUCAAAUAAAAAUUGAGCUUGGAAGGAAUAUUUUUCACUGUACAUUUUGACCGGCGGUGGUAAAAUAUGUCGGAGUUCGGCAGAUUUUACCAGUCAAAGUCCGGUAAUUACCGGAUAACGGAAACCCAGAAGCACAUAGAAGAAUUAUAAAUUAUGUACAUGAGAAAGCAAAGGAGGCAGAGAGAAAGACUCAGGGGUCAGUCCAUGCUGAAGCUGGAGGAUUAGCCCUGAAGCUACCAAAUGUGGUGAGGACUGGAUAGGAUGAACUAUUGUUUGGGAUUAUAUUGUCAAUAGAGGUUGAAAAAAUAUGCGUUGUUUUUCAGUAACAUGAGUUCACACUGGAAGCUUCGAUUGAUACUAUUUUUUUUUACUUUGAUUUUUAUCCUUUACUCCUUUAUUUCUCAAAAGUAUAAUGUAAGCUCAUUUAAUCACAAAUUAUUUUAUAAUCCCGCUCAUAUAUAAUCCCAGGCAUGCUGACUAUUGUUUAACCAGUAAAGUAUUGUUGUGUUUAUAAUCCGACAUUAUCAUCUUUUGCACUAAGAUUGCUUCUCUGCUCAUAAAGUAGAACAGGAUGCAGCUGUUGAACUGAAUAGAACCUCACGAGUCGACAUCUUGUCCUGAUUGGUUGGUGUGAAGAAGUCACCUGCAGAUCCCACGUGGGUUGAGUGCAGUGAGUUUUGUUUUUUUUUUGUUUUGUUUUUUUUUCAAUGUGUGCCUUUGUUUUUUUGUGAAGAACUGAGGCUGCGGUUGGUUCCCUUGGUAACGAGACAGGAACACAUGUGUCAGAUCAGAUCAUGGACGGUAGAAUAUUAAAGCCCUGUUUUCCAGUGGCUGGCUCUCGUCCAGAGGCGGCCGCCUGCUGGAGCUCUCUGAACUUCCAAUCUGACAAAGAAAAACAUCUUUGAAUAUUUCUGAAGCUGGAAAGAGUCAGCCUUUGAAUCAGACACCCAAAUUUAGAUUAAAAUCAGAUUAUCUGGAGCGGCGAAAUCUGAACACUGCUCACCUAAAUUAUCCAAAUCCAAAUCAAUACAAGUCUGAAAUUUAGACGAGUAAGAACCAACACAAAAUCAGUUCUCUUUGACUUUUGUUCAUUUAUUCUGGUGUUUCACCUUUUUACCAUAGUUUUUCUUGAAUUAUAACUUGUAAUCCUUUCAGUGAAUAAAACCCAUAAAAAGUUAAAACUUC